AUGGUCAAGUGGUCGAGGUUCUCUCCCACAAACAAGACGUUGGACAAGCGUUAUCGCCAUCAUGCAACAAGGGACAGCUACUGGGACGGAAAGCGUCGCAAAAUCUUCAUCUCCCUCCUCGUGCCUUUCUUCAUCAUUCAAACGCUCUUCAUCGGCUUGCAAGCGUACAUUUACGGGGUGGCCUUCCACUCGACCUCGAGCGCGCACAACCUUCGCACCAUAGCAGUGGACUAUGACGGCGGCAUCGUCGGUCAGUCGAUGCAGGAAGCGUACCAUCUUUUGGAAGGCCCGGGGUUCAUCGGACUAGAAUGGCACGACGCGUCGGAGUAUCCCACUCCGGAUUCCAUCUACGACCGAGUGUUCCAGGGCGGCAACAUCUGGGCCGGCGUUUACGUCUUCUCCGGCGCUUCCGAUCGUCUGGCUGCCGCCCUUGCUGAUAACACCACUGCCCAGUCCUACAACAACUCCGGAGCCAUCGGCGCGGUGUACAAUCAGGCUCGGUAUCCCGACUUUGCCGAUGCGUACGUGAUGGCGGAUCUGGAAGAGCUGGUCAUCACGUCGAGAUUGGUGUGGGACGAGAUCAAUGGGACGAAAGCCUUGACUUCCAUCCCACACGACCACACCGCCUCGCUAGCGGUGGCACUCAACCCCAUCGGAUCGACCGUCCACAACAUCAAGCCGCUGAACGACGGGGUGGAAGUGUUCUACAACACCGUCGGACAGGUCUUCACCAUCCUCAUGCAAUUCUUCUUCCUCAUGGCCUUCAACACCCUCCUCCGCGACUGGCAGCUCGAUUCCAAACUGCCCAUCAAGCACUACGUAAUCAUGCGCAUCCUCAUCAGCCUCGUGUAUACCUUCGUCGGCAGCCUGCUCGUCGCGCUCAACAUCUACGCCUACCGCGGCAACACCACCUUCUCCGGCGCCCAAGUCGUCCUCCUCUGGAUGGCCUUCUGGCUCGGCCUGCACGUCAUCUUCCUCGUCAUGGAAAUCGCCACCACCUUCCUCCCUCAGAAACUCCUCCCGCUCUUCAUCAUCACCUUCAUCAUCGCCAACGUCUCCUCCGCCGUGUUGCCCUUCGACCUGAGCCCGGGCUUCUACAGAUGGGGAUACGCGCUGCCCUCGCGCAAUGUGUACCAGCUGGAGAUCACCAUCAUGAGCGGCGGCGCGAACAACUCGCUCGACGUCAACUUGCCCGUUCUCUUCGCGUGGGAAACCAUCCUCAUACCCUUGGCCUUCUUCUCGACCGUGUGGCGGCUGAACAAAGCGGUGGAAGCGGACCAGGAGGUGCAAGAGUUGAUCAAAGCAGAUCAAGAGCGGGAUGUGCAGACGGAAACGGAGGCGUCGAGGCGGCGACGGUUGGAGCUGGCGGAGUUGGCGAGGGGUAAUUUGCAGGAUGCCGCGCGUGGGACUUUUGGGCUUGGCUUUCCGGCUCCGGGGCCGUACAAUUCGUAUCGAGAGGAACUGCGGAAGGGAGAGGAGGUAGCCGAGGAAGAGGUCGAGGCAAGGCUUGAAGCUGGUGCGGGUGGGGAGAGUCGGGGCGCGAAGACCGAUGAGAGCGCAUCCAAUGAGUGA
Neohortaea acidophila is the source of this 1572-nucleotide messenger RNA. RefSeq lists its product as uncharacterized. The transcript has a single exon. Bases 1 to 1572 code for a protein of 523 amino acids. The record is from RefSeq and is a predicted model, not a curated record. Gene Ontology annotation, cellular component: membrane. Lineage: Eukaryota; Fungi; Ascomycota; Dothideomycetes; Mycosphaerellales; Teratosphaeriaceae.